Messenger RNA from Epinephelus moara (kelp grouper), 3102 nucleotides. It is a transcript of the gene sobpa, whose product is annotated as sine oculis binding protein homolog (Drosophila) a. Gene Ontology annotation, cellular component: nucleus. Gene Ontology annotation, biological process: animal organ development. The transcript is spliced from 8 exons. NCBI's taxonomy places the organism in Eukaryota, Metazoa, Chordata, Actinopteri, Perciformes, Serranidae. Bases 222 to 2978 code for a protein of 918 amino acids. The record is from RefSeq and is a predicted model, not a curated record.
GGCUCACCACUGGUGCACGGACCGUGGAGGAUACGGGCAGAAGAUGGCUGACUUAGCCGGGCACCGCAAGCCCUCGGCGGCAUCACCAGCGUCACACGGGCCGCUGAAAAGCUGCAAGACAUCCGCCGUCUGGCGACUGUAAACAGCUGCCGCUGCCUCUCUCUUACCCCCUCCUCACCCCUCCUCACCGCAAAUAUUGACAGAAGUAUCUCAGAGAAAACAUGGCAGAGAUGGAAAAAGAGGGCAGACCUCCGGAAAAUAAAAGAAGCCGAAAGCCAGCUCACCCGGUGAAAAGGGAAAUAAAUGAAGAGAUGAAGAGUUUUGCAGAGAACACCAUGAACGAGCUGCUGGGCUGGUACGGCUAUGACAAAGUGGAGCUGAGAGACUCUGACAACCUGGAGAUAGGGGAGACACCACAGCACAUCUCUGUCCUCAAAGAAAACUUGUUGCCAAAAAUCCCAGCUUCAACAGAGAACAGCGAAGGCUCCCCGGAUCGAGCCAACAGCUCCCACUCUUUGCCAACCUCCAGGAACGGAGUCACAGAGUCCUCCACCACACCGUCCACCUCCAUGCCCAGCACCAAGGAACAUGGCAACCUGCCCAUUAUAGUCCCCAUGAUCCCCCCACCACUGAUCAAGCCCCCUGCAGAUGAAGAUGCAUCCAACGUGCAGAUCAUGUGCGCCUGGUGCCAGAAGGUCGGCGUCAAACGCUAUUCUCUGAGCAUGGGGAGUGAGCUGAAGAGCUUCUGCAGCGAGAAGUGCUUCGCCGCCUGCCGCAGAGCCUAUUUCAAGAGAAACAAGCUGGGAUAUAUAAGGAAUUACGCUGCGAGAGACGACGAUGGCCUCGGUGGGAAAUUACCCCAGCACAGCUUUACUCAGGACACGCCCAGGCUUGUCUUCAAGACAAACAGCGAUGUGCUUGUAUGUGACUGGUGCAAACAUAUUCGCCACACUAAGGAGUACCUGGACUUCGGUGCUGGUGAGCGGAGGCUGCAGUUCUGCAGUGCCAAAUGCCUGAACCAAUAUAAGAUGGACAUUUUCUACAAGGAGACCCAGGCUGCACUGCCUGGAGCAUUGUGUAACCCUGGACAUGGCGCUGGUGGAGAGAGUAAGAUGGAGUGCAGUGGAGGGGUGCAGCUGCUCACUCCUGAAUCCUGGGGAACGCCGUUAACGGACCUCCGGCGAAAAGCUCCUUCACCAGGGGGGCCUUCCACCACCUCUGCAAUGGCCCCUUCCACUUCUUCUGCCACCUCACCAUCGGACACUGCUGCCGUCUGCUCCCCGUCCUCCUGCUCCUCAGCCAAGAUUCCCACACCCAGACCCCAUGAGAGCCCCACACUCCCCCCUCCACCUGUUCCCUCUUUGCACCCACCUGUUGGUGUUCCUCCUGGUAGCCCUCCCAUGGUGAUGACACCCCGGGGACCCAUGCCCCUACCGCUGUUCAUGGAGCAUCAAAUGAUGCAGCAGAUGCGUCCACCAUUUCUUCGGCCCUCUGCCCACCCAGGUGGGCCCAAUAGCCCCCUGUCAAACCCCAUGAUCCCUGGUAUUGGUCCACCACCUCCCUCUAGGACCAUGGGUUCAGCAUCAAGCCCCAUGCACAGACCGCUGCUGUCUCCACAUGUCCACCCCUCAUCCAAUCCCAACCCUGGCAUGAUGCCCCCCCACCCUGGUCUCCCCAUGCCAGGCCUGCCUCCUUUCCCCCCUGUCAACAUGAUGCCCAAUGGACGCAUUCCUCUGCCCCCUAUGAUGAACUUUGGUAUGCCAUCCCUGGCCCCAUUGGUACCCCCUCCAACUCUCUUGGUCCCUUACCCUGUCAUUGUACCCCUCCCAGUCCCAAUCCCUAUUCCAAUCCCAAUUCCCUUCAGCCCCAAAACUUCCAGGGACCAGCCAGAGAGCAGUGGCACCUUCCGCAGUGCUCCAGAGUCCUCUGAAGCUUCAGCCUCUGGGCCCCACUCUCCAGGUUCCUCUGCAGGUGACAGAGGGGAGCAGAAACUAGAACCAGCUGGUGCAGAGCAUCUCUCUCCUGUACGCUCAGAGAGAAGCAGGACGGCAUUGGUGGACUUGACUGUGAAGGCAGAGGAAAAUGCAGGCAGUCUGUGUCUAACCAGCGGCCCUGGACCGAUGGACGGGGUUAUUGAUCUAACUGUGGGCCAGAGGCCAUGCCAACAGCAGGUAAUUCAGAGGAUGCUACCUGGGGUCCAGGUCAAAAUAGAGGCAGAGGCUGAAUCAAGAUCUCCACCAGCUGCUGGGCUGGGUUGGGAAGGGAAAGGCAGUCGUGAUGGAGGGGAAGGGGCCCUCUCCCAGGGCCUCCUUAGUGCUGCAGAGCUGGAAGGGGCCACACACCCAAACACACUGGAAUUAUCAGGCCCACCAUCCAGCAACAGCAGCCCUUCUUGCCAUGCUGAUCCUCUAGUGAGCCAGCUAAAUCCCUGUAUGUCUAACCGUUCCCCACCACCCUUACCCAGCACAGCACGGACCCAGCCCCAACCCCUGCCCCAGCUCCAAACUAGCCCUGCUGCCCCAUGUAAUGUCAUAGUCAAUGGUACGGGAUGGCAUUCGCUCCUCACUCCUGCCUUUGAGUCUUACCCUGACCGAAGAGGAGACAGUGUUGCAGGAGAAGGAGAGGCUGAGGAGCAACCAGCUAACGGUGAGCUGGAGCAUGAGGCACUGAAAGAGAACAAUUGCUCAAUUGGAGAUUGGGAGCCGGGUAAGCGGGGCUCAACGCAAGACGAGAUGGCGGACACAGUGGAGGGUAAGCCAGACCCUGACUCCAACAUGGAGGAGGGUGAGCACGCCUAUGCUCUGCCGCUGCUGUCUACCGGAGGCUGUGUCGUCAUCCAGCCUGUGCCAAAGCCUGGCGCUGACAAGACGGCCAUCCUGUCCUGCUCCAUCAGUGCCCCUCUAUCAGCAGACGGGAGCCCCGAGCUAGAGCCGCCGCUGAAGAGGAGGUGUCUGCGAAUCCGCAAUCAAAACAAAUGAGAUGGACGCUCUGAGGACCACAGUGCCAUCAACGACACUCACUUGUCCACCCCCCACCUCCAAAUCCCACCCCUCCCAGCUACACCACCACACACGUUCACACACACACACACACAGAUUUUUC